AUGAUAAAACCAUAUCUUUUUCAGCCCCCCCCCCCCGUCAUAUGGUACAGCUCCAGCAACCUAAAAUGGAAAUACCUGGAUACUGAUUUAAUCCAAAUUGAUUCAGAAUUCUUGCAAGAUUUAGACCAAAUGCAAGAAAUGUGGCUUACAAAUGCUUACUACAGCACAGAAGAAGGAGAACAAUAUAUCCCUGAGAACACAACUCCAAAAUCAUCUACUUUCAUGAAAGUGAAGUCAGAACCAUUUGCUGAUUCUUGUCAUGGGCAGUUGACAUUGGCAACUCUUAAACAAGUUGAUUUUGACUCUGGGGAAAAAAACUUCAUGACUAACUUCUAUGACCAUUCAUCUUCAUCCAUCGAUUCAUUAUGUUCAUCUCCUUGUUCUGGAAAGGAAUCAAAUGCCCAGCGACUUCGGCAUUCAGAUUUCAACCAGGAAAGACUAGUCAGUUGUUCAGAAAACAGGUAUUCCCAUAUCAGCACAAGACUAGUUCCGAGUUGUUAUCCACCUUCAGAGUCUCAAUCCUGUUCGCCUUUUUCAUGGACAUCUGCACAAAGGUUUGUGACUCAACACAAGUUUAAACGAGAAUCCUUUGACAAAGAAUACAGCUUUCCCUUCCAUCAAAAUAAUGAACAUCUGGAUCAUAACAAUAUGGUAACUGUGAAAAAGGAAACUAAGAAUCUGUCAUGUAUUAGAGGGAGUAAUGGAGGAACAGGAACCAUUGAUUUGACUCGAGACACUUACCCUGACUCUUGCACAGACAAAUACCUGCGAGAAGCCUCUGUUGCUGCUGCCGCCAUGGUAACAACCUAUCCGGCCACCAUAUCAACAACUUGUCAGCGUCGUGGCACUCUGCAACUUUGGCAGUUCCUUGUAUCCCUAUUAGAUGACCCAAAUAAUUCUACUUUCAUUGCUUGGACUGGUCGAGGCCUAGAGUUCAAACUCAUAGAACCUGAGGAGGUAGCCAGAAGGUGGGGCCUUCAGAAAAAUCGUCCUGCCAUGAAUUAUGACAAAUUAAGUCGGUCACUACGUUAUUAUUAUGAAAAAGGAAUUCUUCAGAAAGUGUCCGGUGAGAGGAUGAUAUAUGAAGAAUGA
Acanthosepion pharaonis is the source of this 1092-nucleotide messenger RNA. NCBI's taxonomy places the organism in Eukaryota, Metazoa, Mollusca, Cephalopoda, Sepiida, Sepiidae. The record is from the annotation of a GenBank genome assembly.